CAGAAACAGAAAACGCGCGUCGCUUGCUGCCAGUUUUUCGUCUAUUUGGUGUCGUGCGUUGUUCCUCUUGUUUUCGCGAACUUUACCUUAAUUUGCCUUACUGUUUUUCCCCGGACUCUGUGCAGCAAAAGCAGAGCAAAUUGAAUUAAUAAAAGCAAUGUGAUAACAAGCAAGUACAAAAUAACCAACGAAAGACGAUAACCGAUAAACGAACACAGCGAGAAAAUAAAUAUAUCAAUAAUAUGAUUUAGUCAGAGACACUAAAUAUAAACGAUAAACGAACACUGAAAUAACCGAAACUAACUCCAAUCUAAAUUCAGAAAUACACAAACUAUAUUGUUCGCGAUGUCAAACACUCAUUAGAAACACAAAACAUAUAUAAAAACAUAGAAGAAAUAUUAAAGUUGGCCCGUUGAUGGUUCACGUUUUGCAACAAGCAAGGAUAAUCCGGCAGCAAGAUGAUCAAACUGAAAUCCUUGUUCCGCAGAGGACAGGGCACCUCCAGCUCCAACUCCUCCAAUUCUUCGCACAAGCAGCAGCAGCACUCCUCCAACAACAAUCGCCAGAAAUCGCAGUCGAGCACUUCAUUGAAUACCGCCCACGAGCAGCAGCAGCAGCAACCACAGCAGCAGCAGCAACACAACAACACAGAAGCAACAACAAAAUUUUACGCCCACCAGGAGGCAGCCAGCUACGAAAGGGGUGUGGAUGUGGGUGAUGAGGAGGCGCUGCUGCUGACCAACCAACAGCAGCAACAGCGACGACAACAGCAGUUGCACCAACAACAGCAACUCCAGAGCAACACCUUACCCCAAAAGAAAUCCAAGCUUAAGGGACAGAAGCAGCCAAAGCAAUUGCCGGUGCAGCAGCAAUACAAUGCAUCUGAGCUACAGCAGCCAAGUCAACAACAACAGCCACAGCCGCAGCAGCAGCAGCAACCACUGAUGACUUCCCUGGCAGCCGUGCCGCAGGCCGCAGCAACUGGCAACAGCAGCAGCAACAUCAACAACAACAACGCAUUGGCCGCACUGCAAGAUGGUGGCGCUGCUGCCGCCGCUGCAGCAGAUUUCUACCAGCAACUAGCAGCAGCAGCAACGGCAACAGCAACAGUAACAUCGACCAACAGCAGCAACACCAGCACCGAUAGUCCGGCUAACUCAUUUCCCGCAGCAGCAGCAGCCGUUGCUGUUGCCGCUGUGGCAGCCAGUAGCUAUCAGCAACAACAACAACAGCAACAGCAGCAGCAGCAACUCAUCAACAACGAACAGCAACAACAGCAACUCUUAGAGGCUAACAACAAAAUGCAGGAGCUGCACAAGCAGCUGGAGAGAUUGGGAAGCGAGCAACUGCAGCUGAAAACACGCAUCACGGAGCUGCUGCCAUACCAAAGCGAGGUGGCCAAGCUAAAGGGCGAUCUGGUUAAGAUGCAGAGUCUACAGGAAAAGACCCAGAUGGAGAUCGGCAACCUGAAAUAUGAGAAUGAAUCUCUGCGCAAUCGGCUGCGGGACGUUGUGAACUCGCCGCUGUCGGAUGCGGAGAAGCACCAGAUCAUCCAAGACUCACAGCGGCUGCACAGCUCGGCGCCCGCCUCAAUAGCCCUGCCCAGUACAAACGAUGCGCAUGAUGGCACACCGUGCCUCACGCCCGACUGGGAUAAACAGUCAUCCUCCAGCGAGAUCUCUGUAGCCUGCCUGCAGGACAAGAUAAUUCAGAUGGAGGAGACCCACUACUCCACCAAUGAAGAGCUACAGGCUACACUGCAGGAGCUGGCUGACUUGCAAACCCAGCUGACAGAUACACAGACGGAAAACGAACGUCUUGCCGAGGAAAAGGAUGUGCUUUUCCAGUCCCUUUGUCGACAGACCGAGAAGCUAAAUGAAUCGCGAACGCAGAUCAGCACACUGAAAGAGCUGCUCCUGCGGGAUACCAAGCACGCUGCCUCCGAAGUCAGUCCCUCGGAGCGGGAGCAAAAGCUUUUGGAUCUGAUUAAGACAUCACAGGAGGAGCGCGAGGCUGUUUUACUCAAGCAGGAGGAACUGGGAGCUGAACUGGCAGAGCUAAAGCAGGCGAGGGAAGCUAGCCAGCAGGAGCAGCAGCGCCAGAGGGAGCGGAUUGCUCUGUUAGAUUCUCAGUUGGAUGCUGCCAACGCAGAGCGGCGGCAAGGAGAAGCUCAGUUCUCGCAGGCCAAGGAGGAAAUUUCGCAGCGGGCCAUCGAAAUCAGUCGGUUAAGCACUUUGCUAGAGAAUGCUCGUUCUAAAAUCGAGGAGCUUGAAGCCGAUUUGGCCCGAGGAGACAAGACAGACCUCAGCGAUGUACUGGAUGUGGCCAGGAAAGAGAAGGAUGCCCUGGAAGAACGUGUGGCCGAACUGCAGGAUCAGUGCUCGCGCAGCCAAGCUGAGCUAAGAAGACUUCGCGAGCAGCUCUCUGGAUUGACCGAGGAAUGCAAGGUGGCUAAGAACAAUGCCAAGUGCGCAGUUUCCCACCUCGAAUAUCGCUUGGAGCAGCUUCAACGGGAAAAGGACAAAAUAGCUGGCGAAUGGCAGGCGCUAGAGGAACGCGUGGCUGAAUUGCAGGUGCAGUGCAAGUGCCACCAGGAGGACAAAGCUCAGCUACAGUCCUUGCUUGGCGAAACCCAGCGCCACUUGGGCGAUGUCCAACUAAAGUUGGGCGAGUCGGAGUGCCGGCUCGACCAGGAGACACAGCUGCGGCGAAAGGAGGCCGAGGAGUGGCAGCAAUUCCAGUCCGAUCUCCUCAUGACCGUGCGAGUGGCCAACGAUUUCAAGACUGAGGCGCUAAGCGCCCGGGAGCAACUCGUGCUCGACAACAAGACACAGAAGGAGAAGAUCAGACUACUGGAGCAGCAGCUCGAGAAGCUCACCAAGCAACAACUGCAACAGUCGGAGACUCCGCAGUCGGUGCUGUCCACAGUCCAACGUGAGAUGGAGAUGGCCACGCGUCGCAGCAAGCUGUCCUUUAGCCGACAGGAUUCCCGACUCUCCGUUAAAACGCUCAUCGAGAGUAUCGAGAAUAACAAGGCGCAGGGCAAAACUGACGAGACGGAAUCCCACUACAGCUCUACGUCCAGCCUAAACAGCGGUACUCCAGAGCUGGGGACCACACCCAUUAUCUUUCCCCCCUCCAGUGAUUGGCAUGAAAGCCUUCGCCUGCCUGUGCUGCAAAGCAGCAACCUGCACGUGAAUGUGGGUAAUCAAGUGGGAGAUGGAACAGGAGCGACUAUUCCAGCUGGCGGCGGAGGAGGUUCAGCUAGCAGUACCAAAGCCACGUUUCCGUUGCGCGAUCAACAGCAGCACCAGCAGACUGCGAUAUCAACGCCCCAGAGCGCGAUUCAGAUCCAGUCUCAGAUCCAGAUUCAGAAUGCUUCCCAGCCUUCGACGCCGGCUACGCCUAGCAGUGCGGGCAGCAGUAGCAGCGGGGGUCUGCCCUUUGGAAAUGUCUCAAAGUCCUUUAUUGGCGGCGAACGUAAGGACCCGCUGAACAUGCUGGCCAAGAACGGCGGCUCGAAGCGCAACGCCCUGCUGAAGUGGUGCCAGAACAAAACAGUGGGCUACCGCAACAUCGACAUCACUAACUUCAGCUCUUCGUGGAACGAUGGCCUGGCCUUCUGUGCGAUCCUGCACUCGUAUCUACCGGACCGCAUUCCCUACGAUCAACUGAGUCCGGCCAACAAGCGGCGCAACUUCUCGCUGGCAUUCGCAGCUGCCGAGUCCGUGGGAGUGGGCACCACCUUGAACAUCAAUGAUAUGUGUCAGAUCGAACGACCCGACUGGAUGCAGGUGAUGUCCUAUGUGACGGCUAUCUACAAGUACUUUGAGACUUAGAGGAGGGAACUUGAUGAUCGUCCGAUGAUGACUGCCAUCCAAUUGGCCUCUUUGUCUAGUAGUUGUUGUCCGCUUUACUUUCAAUAUACAUCUUUUUGUUUUUCUCCUUAUACAUACUCUUUGUUGUUGUGUAUACGCAGCCUUUCCAGUAUGGACAGCAAACUUAUCUUAUAAACAACUCCAUUAGCUUGUACGCUUCUUUUCCGAGUCGCCUCUUCUGCUUUAGUGUUUCCCAUGUACAGUAAUCACUCGGUCCAAUGGCACACAUUUAGGCAUCGCAUCUGUAAAAUGCGUUUUUGUUUGUUUUCCGAUUUUACAGACGACCCCUAGCAUUAAGUUUAAGCUUAAAGUUUAAUUUUAAUGGAGCUUCGAAGGUUGUUCAGCACAACGAUCGCUCUCCAGCCAGUGGCCACUGUACAUGGGUAGGGAAGUUCUGUUUUAUUAUUUUUUUUUUAUUAUUGCCUGGUACAGAGAUUAUUUUUACACGCAAAUCGAUGAUGGAUGAUAAUUAGCUUGAUUGGCUUGAUUAGCUUGACGAGGAAGCAUAACUAUAGAUAUAAUAAGGAGAUGGUCCGAACUAGCUUUAGCGUAUCUUUAACGAUUAUUUAUUCCAACUACAUCAGAUCACUAAUUUAAACGCAAACAAAAUGUAUUUUUUUCAACGAUUCAUUCUACCAUAAAGAGGAAAAGCGCUGCGGAAAAGGCAGUGCAGCACGUAA
This is a messenger RNA of Drosophila eugracilis, 4558 nucleotides long. Its product is annotated as cytospin-A. The record is from RefSeq and is a predicted model, not a curated record. Gene Ontology annotation, molecular function: protein binding. Bases 459 to 3839 code for a protein of 1126 amino acids. Gene Ontology annotation, biological process: actin cytoskeleton organization. The transcript has 10 exons. Lineage: Eukaryota; Metazoa; Arthropoda; Insecta; Diptera; Drosophilidae. Gene Ontology annotation, cellular component: microtubule organizing center; filamentous actin.